Molecule: messenger RNA, 903 nt
Organism: Camponotus floridanus (Florida carpenter ant)
Lineage: Eukaryota; Metazoa; Arthropoda; Insecta; Hymenoptera; Formicidae
Exons: 5
Coding region: 72-845 (257 amino acids)
Source: RefSeq, a predicted model, not a curated record
UGUAUUUGGUAACAAAAUUAAUAAGUAAUGGGAAACGUAUGGAAUAAUACAUAAGAAAUAUUCUGAUAAUUAUGACUUUACCACCACUAUUUAGCUGCCACUUCCCCACAUACAUAAAAGACUGUUCUAAUCAUGAAAUAGAUGUGUUGUGGUAUCACCCUGAUUUUACGCAAAGCCGUUAUCCACCAGGACAAGAAAUAAGCGAAGCUUGUACGCUGAUAUGUUUGCUUGUGGCCGCACGAAUAUCAAGAGAACAGUUAUUGAUUCACGAUAUAAAGAACUGUCUGAGAUUGAAUAUUAUUGUAGCAGAAGCAAUGAUAGAGGGUAAUGCGACUCAUGCAUGGCUCAUUAAGGAAAGACUUAUAUCACAUCCAUAUUUGAGUACCGAAGAAGCUUUGAAAUAUGGGGGCAAAAGCCUAAAUAUAUUAAAAGAAUGGAAAUUUAAUGUCUUUCAUGAAGAAAUAGGAACAAGCUUAUACAAAAAUAUAAAUACAUUUCUAUAUGAAUGGUAUAAAAUUCCAAAAUCUCAUACUUUAUUUAUGCUGCUCAUCACAUGCGGACGUACUAUAUUAUUCAUAUUUCAAGAAAUUACUUAUAAAAUAACAUUGUUUGAUUCGCACAGUCACAUCAUUGCUAAUAAUUCAAAUCGUGGAUUAGUCAUUGCUCAGACAACUAUUGAUAGAUUGGAAUUGUUAUGCAAUUGGUAUACUCAGGAAGUAUUAAAGAAUUGUUACAAUACACAAGCUAAUAAAUAUGAAUUGGCUCUUUUAUAUUCUUAUAAUGCAGACUGCAGUGGUCACAAUAAUAGGGCUUUAUGCGAAUGUCAACAAUCCUGUAAGAUAUAAUUAUAUAUUUUUAUAACUGAAUACUGAGGUAUUUUAUUACCUUAUUUUAUUGCCAAUA